AUGUCAUCAACCCCUUCGACUAGUCCAGUUGAUGAACAAGUCGGUGAUCAUAUAGAAGACAUGAUAUGUGAUCUUGGACAAGAGGGUUUUAGGAAAACACAUGUACCGUAUUAUGAAAAGUUAGAUAAUGAUUUGAAGAAACCAUUGUAUAUCAGAUGCACUAAGUACACACGGUUAUCAGGGGUGUUAGCUUUGGUGAAUUUGAAAGCAAGAUUUGGGUGGGGUGACAAAAGCUUCAACGAAUUACUCUUGUUAUUGAAGAAUAUGCUUCUUGUAGAUAACAUGUUACCGAAGACUCAUUACGAGGCAAAGAAGAUAUUAUGUCUUAUUGGUAUGGAAUACCAAAAAAUACAUGCUUGCCUUAAUGAUUGUAUUUUGUAUAGACAUGAGUUUGUUGAAUUGCGCAACUUCCCUACAUGUAGGGUGUCACGUUACAAAGUGAAUUAUGACGAUUGCAGUGAAGAUGCAAGCACAUACAAAGAUCGUCCACCAAAAGUGUGUUGGUAUCUUCCAGUAAUACCAAGGUUUAAGCGAUUGCUUGCUAAUGCAGAAGACGCAAAAAACCUAACAUGGCAUGCUGAUGGCAUGACCAAAGAUGGAUUGCUUUGUCAUCCUGCUGAUUCUUCUCAAUGGGAGACAAUUGAUCAGUUGUAUCUAGAGUUUGGCCAAGAUCCCAGAAACCUAAGGCUUGCUCUUGCUUCAGAUAGAAUGAAUCCAUUUGGAAACUUGAGUUGCAAUCAUAGUUCGUGGCUUGUUUUGUUGAUCAUUUACAACUUCCCUCCUUGGUUGUGCAUCAAGCAGAAGUACAUAAUGAUGUCUAUGAUGAUAGCCGGUCCAAGACAACCAAGAAAUGACAUUGAUGUGUAUCUUGCUCCCUUGAUUGAAGACCUCGAAAAAUUGUGGGUAGAAGGGGUUGAUGUGUAUGAUGGGAAUGCUAAUGAGACCUUCAGGUUGCGUGUUAUGAUAUUUUGCACCAUUAAUGACUUUCCAGCAUAUGGGAAUUUGAGUGGAUAUAGUGUGAAAGGCCACCACACAUGUCCCAUACGUGAGAAAGACACAAGUUACAUCCAAUUAAAGCAUGGCAAAAAGACAAUGCAUACAAGACACCGAAAAUUUUUAAAACCUUUUCACCCAUAUAGGCAAAUGAAGAAAACAUUUAAUAAGAUAUCUGAGAUUGACAGUGCACUGAUUCCUUUGUCAGGUGUUGAAGUUUUUGAUCGGGUGAAGAACAUUAGCCAUAUGUAUGGGAAGACACAAAAAAAGGAUGGCACCCCCAACAAUAUUUGGAAGAAAAGAUCCAUCUUCUUUGAUCUGCCUUACUGGUGCGAUUUACAUGUGAGACCACAAAAUCUGAGUGCUUAUCUUGGAUUGACUGGAAAGAGGAUUUCUACUCCCUCAGAUGCAAUAUAUGCUGGCCUUGGAACACAUUAUGUGCCAUCUGGAAAGUUAGGUUUAUUCAAGGAUGGCCUCUUGGCCACAAACUUGUAUGUUAACUUCAAAUCAGUUGUCAAUAUUCUAUGGAUCAUUGGCCACAAAAAUUCUACCAUGCUACAAUGUUAG
This is a messenger RNA of Glycine soja, 1560 nucleotides long. RefSeq lists its product as uncharacterized. The coding region runs from base 1 to 1560 and encodes 519 amino acids. The record is from RefSeq and is a predicted model, not a curated record. The transcript has 2 exons. Lineage: Eukaryota; Viridiplantae; Streptophyta; Magnoliopsida; Fabales; Fabaceae.